Molecule: messenger RNA, 249 nt
Organism: Dovyalis caffra
Lineage: Eukaryota; Viridiplantae; Streptophyta; Magnoliopsida; Malpighiales; Salicaceae
Source: the annotation of a GenBank genome assembly
AUGGUAGGGGCGGGGGCAUUUUGGGGAACAAGAGUAAUGGAGAUAGUGAAGAAGCAUGACUCAGGUGGGCUUGUAUGGAAACGAAUUAAACUCACCACCACUCGUAAAGCCAACGCCAAGAAACGCCUCCUUAGGGUUUGGCAGAAUGAAGCUGUCCUCAAGGCAUGUUCUGAAUCACCACCUUCAAAAAUUUCUGCAGCUGGCACUUCAGGAGUCGCAGAAAAAGAGGGCCUCAACACUGAAAGCUAA